CCUCGCCAUUUUGCAAUGUGGGAGAGAGAGGGGCCACUUUUUAUGGCUAACGUAUAAAACAAAUCAGUUUUAUGUGUUGAGGACAAAGAGCGUCUCGCUUUUUCGUGUCAGUCAUGGAGGAGAGCAGUGAUGUAGCUGUACUCAUCACACACGCCUCCACAUCCUCCUCCACUCCAUCAGUGCUGGGAACCCACUCUCAAUCCCAGGCACAACAGGCUCCUGAGGAGGACACCACCCACAGUUUUCAGCAGAAACAAGCAGCUGAUUCUCUCAUCCAGGUCAUCCAGAAGCUCAGCAAAAUUGUGGAGAAGCGGCCACAGCGCCGCUGCAUGCUAGCGGGACAGAAGAGAGUGCUGCAACAGGCUUCGUCUGCGAGAAGAGGAGGUGAAGAGGGGCUGAGAGAGAGCAGAGGAGGUUCACCCUACAAGAAAAUAAGACAGAACGGUGAGGAGGAAAGCACAAAGGGGAGGAGGUUAGAUACCAACAGUCUUGUCAGAGACCUGUCUCCAUCUUCAACAGGUGAUGGUAACAACAACAACAUCACCACCACCACAGUAACAGAGGCAGAGGAUAACCCUAGUGGCAGUGAACACAGGCGGACAGUCACAUGCUAUCAGUGUUGCCUAUGCCCCUAUCUGUCCCUAACGCUGACCCAGCUGAAAGAACACCUGAAACAACACAAUGAACAACACAGUGACCUCAUUCUAAUGUGCUCUGAGUGUCGCUUCACCUCCACAGACCAGGAGCAGCUGGAAGCACACGUCAGGCUCCACUUUGACAACAGAGGGAACCUGAAGAGCAAUUCUAUUCCAUCUGACACCCACGAUGAGGGGAAAGAAACAGAGGCAGUCAAACAUGCAGUGGAUGGCUCCACAGAACUGCCUCAGAAGAAGAAGUGGUACAGUUAUGAGGAGUAUGGACUGUACCGGUGCCUGAUCUGCAGUUAUGUGUGCAGCCAGCAGCGAAUGCUAAAGACCCAUGCCUGGAAACAUGCCGGCCUGGUUGACUGCUCUUAUCCAAUCUUUGAAGAUGAAGAUGGGACUCACACAAAGAGGGAGGCCCAUGCCUCUCUGCCAACAGGAAACUCUGCCAACCCCGUUGGAGCAACAGAGGAAAUAGUUGUUCUUCCUCCUGUUUUUCAGGAUAAAAGCAUGCAGACGAGCCAAACUGCCUUCAAGCUUCAGCUGUGUGUGCCCUUAGAGGUGGAGAAUAAACAGGAUGUUUUGACUCAUUCAGUGUCCAGUCACAAUCUAUGUCACAAAAUAAAAGAGGAAGAGGAAGAACAUGUUUAUCCCAUCAAAGACCUGGCAUCUGAGGAGCCUGUGGUGGAGGUGCAAGUGACAACGGAAGCAGAGAUUGAAGCAGAGAGUGACAGUCACCAUGAGAGCUCCUCAGUCACAGACAGCUUAUUGUCGUCAGCUCAGAAGAUCAUCAACAGCAGUCCUAACUGUGCUGGCCAUAUAAAUGUGAUUGUAGAACGUCUGCCUUCAGCUGAGGAUUCAGUCAUGACCAAUAACCCUCUGCUUCUUAGUCCAGAUGUGGACAGGGGCAAGUGUUUACUUGAUACAGAAGAAGAAGAGAGGAAUCGUCUCAGCAAGGUGAAGGAUGAUGUGGUCACUGGCAGUGCUGCUAGUGCUACAGACAGCCAGUUGUUAACAGAAGGUAAAACCUCCGUCACUACAACUAAUGACUCGUCAAGGGAUGAAAAUAUCCCCCCUGCUGGUCGCAAGAGGACACACUCAGAGUCUUUGCGCCUGCACUCAUUGGCUGCUGAGGCCCUCGUAGCUAUGCCAAUGAGAAUGCCAGAACUCCCCACCUCAAGCACUAAGGUAAGUCUGAGGACACAGAACCCAAACGCAGGCCAGAAACUGAUGGAAGGGUCUGCAGCUGGACAGAAGGAUCUGGAGACAACAACAGCUCUGUUGGAUCUGGAGCUUCAGAGUGAGCGCAAAGAGGAAAGUUUAGGCUCACUAGGCCUGGGGGACGGAGAUGAGGAGGGACCGGGCACUAAAGCAGGCAUCAGCCUUUCUCUGCUCACCGUCAUCGAAAGACUCAGAGAACGCUCAGACCAGAAUACAUCAGAUGAGGAUAUCUUGAAAGAGCUUCAGGAUAAUGCACAGUUCCAGAACGGAGCAGUGGCUGGCAUGGUCACAGGAACUGGAGCCGGGGGCUAUGUGUGUAGCAUUCCACGUGUGGACGGGUUGGUUGGCUCUCCUGACGGCAGCCUGGUGGACUACAUCCCCGGCAGUGAAAGGCCAUACCGGUGCCGCCUGUGUCGAUACAGCAGUGGCAACAAGGGCUACAUUAAACAACACCUACGGGUGCACCGGCAGAGGCAGCCGUACCAGUGUCCCAUCUGUGAGCACAUCGCCUCAGACAGCAAGGACCUAGAGAGUCAUAUGAUCCACCACUGCAAGACCAGGAUGUACCAAUGCAAGCAGUGCCCUGACACCUUCCACUAUAAGAGUCAGCUGAGGAACCAUGAAAGGGAACAUCAUAGCAUUGGCAGCGAUGUGGCAUCCCUCACGCCUGUCUCUGAAAGUGUUUCCACAGUGGAGGAGGCUGAGCGGGUAACGGAUGAAGAGUGCAGCCUGCAGAAGAUGUACAAGUGUGACGUGUGUGACUACACCAGCUCUACAUAUGUUGGGGUGCGGAACCACAGGCGGAUUCACAACUCUGACAAGCCUUAUCGGUGUUGCAGCUGUGACUUCGCCACCACCAACAUGAACAGUUUAAAGAGCCAUAUGAGGAGGCACCCCCAGGAGCACCAGGCCGUGCAGCUGCUAGAACAGUACAGGUGCUCUCUGUGCGGCUAUGUGUGCAGUCAUCCCCCGUCACUCAAAUCCCACAUGUGGAAACACGCCGGGGACCAGAACUACAACUACGAGCAAGUUAACAAAGCUAUUAAUGAGGCCAUCUCCCAAAGCAGCCGCGCUCCUCCGAAGUUGUCAGUCGUGCUGGAGUCGGUGUCAGAGCGACCCUCCACAACUCAGCACUCGAAGGACAAAGCCAAGGGCCCGACGGAGCCACUGCCAACCCCUUCAUCAACCGCUGCAGCCGGACUAGCCGUGGACGUCUCGGCAGGUUCCACGCCCACCGCAGACAUACCACAGGGGUCCGGUGAAUCCCCGAGUCCACGGGGGAAGGAAGCGGCCCAGCUCCAGCAGCCUCGCACAGGCCAAGCAGCCCCCAUCGCAGGUCCCGGCAUGGAGUACUGCGUGCUCCUCUUCUGCUGCUGCAUCUGCGGCUUCGAAUCCACAAGCAAAGAGCGACUGAUGGAGCACAUGAAGGAGCACGAGGGAGACAUCAUCAGCAUCAUCCUGAACAAGGAGCAGCAGCAGCAGCCAGAACCACAUCCAGGUCUCCAAACAGCAGAGUGAGACCCGCCCCCUUCUGCCCCCCAUCCUCUUUAUACCGACUGACCCUUCUUCUGCCCACAAAAGUGUUUCAAUACGAUUCUUUACCUUGAGGUGGUUAUGGUGGAUACCACAGUGUUACCAUUUUUCACGUCUGGUUAGGUUUCUCGUCAACUUAUCGAAUGUUUUUCCGGUCCGGCCUAUAGUGGUGUCAUUGGGCUGUAAAAUACCACAGACUCCCUUCGGACAGGUAUGAGAAAUGAGUCAUUUCCUUGUAAAGGAAUGUCAAAAAAAAAAAAAAAAAGUCAAAUUCAGCUGAUGGCAUUUGGAAUCUGAGGACAUUACUAUUAUCCGUUAAUGUCUGUGUCAAACAGUUUGACAUUAAAAAAGUGACACAAAUAAGUCUGUAGGGAUGCGACGCCGACUUCAAGGGACAAUUCCGAGCUCUGGCCCAAGUUUUCACUUUGUACAGGGACAAGUUUAUACCUCACAGAAACCACACAAGCCCUCAUUUGACACCAUAAGAGAUUCACAUCUUUUCCAGCAUAAUUCAUAGAACGACCAUAAGGCAGCUCUUUAUUGCUACUGUAAUAUUUAAUGUAUUUAAUCAGACCCGGUGGAGGCUCGAGCCAAGCUAAGGUUGAGGAGGUACAUGAGCAAACUCACCAAUGCCUAAAGGCACGCAUCACAGCUUGAAAAUGACUGAAUAUUUAUCCGUUUAUUUGUAUGCAUGUUAGGUUCCGUUAUGCCAAGUAAAAUAAGGCAAUUGUUGAUUAUUUGCUAUAUUUCUUUUGUUUGUUCGGGUAAUUGUAAUAUUUUUUUUUAAUUGUUUGGGUCAUUGAUGAAUUAGCGCCUUUAGGGGAGGAAAGAAAAUGUUUUGUUUUGUUUUUUUGUCAGAGAAUGGAGUGAAAGGUGACCAGAGGAAAGUAGAAACUUGUCUGUGUGCAUGUAACCGGUGUAAUUCAGGGUGAAGUUGACGAAUGGAAUGAUAAAAAAGGGAAGUUAACAUAGGAAAUCAGUUCUAGGGCUGACAUUUUAAUCGAAUGGUGCCUAGAUAUCGGAAAGCAGGAAUCAGAAGCGCCUGUUUUCGCUUGUGACUGUGGUGCUAGGCUCACUUUAAAACUUUAUUAGCAAGUCAUUAAGAGAUAAAAUGCGUUUUUAUAACCCACACAAUUUAUGUUGUAUAUAGCACGAUUUUUAUAUUAAUCUUUACUGUUUUUUGUCAGUGAUUUUUAAAACCUUUCUAGUGUCAAAUCCAGCCUGAAAUGACCCAGCUUAAAAAAAGACAUGCCUGAAAUAAGAUGUGAAGAUGAAGUUUGUACGCAGUUUGUGACACAUUUUUUGAGGUUUCUCGGUGUAGUCUUCCCAGGAACCUCCCGUGUGAUUCCAUGUAACUGACAGGAAGCAAGAGUGCAACAUAAUUACUGUAGUUCUGAUCUGAAAACACCACUCAGCACUAUGUAAUAGCGAUAAAACUCAAACUUGGAUCAAUUUUGGCUUCAUGUUUACCGUGAUGGAUUGCCUUUUUCAUAGAAGACGGCAGCAAAAGUGUUUCUCCGAGGGGAGCGAAAAACAUGAGCUGUAAACGAUAUUGACUGCGUGCAAAAAAUCACCUGGAAGAAUGUAAGGGCAUGGACUACAGACACAAACCGAACUAUCUGUCUUUUAGAUGCAUAUGCAGCAACCAAAAUAUGUUUCGCACUUUAAAGUUUGAGCUGUCAAACAAGUGUGCCAUUCAGAAAAAAAAAAAAAAAACAAGAUAAACGUUGAUUUACCGGAGAGCCUUACUGAGAACAUUCCUCUUUCUGCUAAAGUCCUGCCCAGAAACCAUCCAGUCGAACUAAAAAAAAAACAAAAAAAAGUAAAAAUGAACAAAUUAAAAAAGAUUCAAGAUUACGAUCAUUCUCUUAACACUCAAUAACAAGGUUUCACUUCAGCCAAUAUCUCAUGCAGAACACAGUCCCCUCAUUUCAUCAGUAUGCCAUCCCUUUCGUAUAUCCGCACAGACAGAGGAUGAGGAAAUUAAGAUAAAAUGGAAUAUCCAUUAUUCAUGCUCCCCUGCCUUACAUAACAGCUUGAAAUUGUGUCUGCACGUGUGCGGGAGCGUAGUGGAUACAACAAAAUUAAAUCUCUCUCAAAGACCUGUUACCUGGCAUCAACUUCUCAUUAUCACAGCACAUAAUUAUUGUCUGGCUUUUAAUUUACAGCUCUGCUUGGACAAAUUAAGGGAGACUCUGACAGGUCCAAAUGAUAUAUUUAAAAAAAAAAAAAAAGGACGGACGGACUGAGGGGUAUCCUUCCAGUGUGAUUAACUUGACAUGACUUUAAAUGAGUUGUGAGGACUACAGCAGUCAGUUCUAGAUUCUAAUUAUGUUCUCAUGCAGAUGUGGUUUUUAGGGUGUCAAUUAUGGAGUUUUUUGGCGACGACUUUUCACUUUUAUUAAGAAUUUGCAGAAGUACAUGUAGUACAAGUACAUGUAGUCUAAUCAGUCACUGAUUUGGCUUUCCUUUGACUUUUCCUUCACAUUAAGAUGUCAGAAUCAGAAGCCUUUAUUUUCGUUGUAUGAUUGAGUGAAGGAACAGGGUUGAUGCUUUUAAAAAAUAUAACACAUAUGGACAAGACAUAAUAUAAAUACCAUAAAAGUCAAGAUCAAGUAACAUUUCCAGCUUGUGUGUAUUUUCAAGAAAAAAUUACAACUGUACCAAUAUUAUCAAUGCAGCUUCAAGUUAUACUUGUAACAGUGUAACACCAGCAUCUGAUGAAUAUAUUUCAAGUGAAAUACGUAUUACAUGUAAAGAUUUCGUUGUUUUUUUUGUUUGUUUGUUUUUGUCAGACAGAUUUUAAAAAAAGUUGAUUUUUUUUUUUCCUUUACAUGUUUGGGCUACAACCUGUAAUUUUCCUCCAAAGAUGUUACUGUGAUGUGUCUUGUCAGCUGUUUUAUCCGGGAAUGCCAGACAACGGGACGAUUAUGCCCCCUGCUGUCUGGCAUCCUACUGAGCACAGCAUCCCAGGUGUGGGAUAAGGUGUAAGAUCCUCCAUUCCUGUUCAUCUGACUGAUCUCACGAAAUUGCAUUGUAUGUCACGCCAGUUUUUAUGGCAUUUGGCGUGCUAUACGUACGCAUUUUCAUCAUUUCGCAUGUUCAGCGCCAUUUGAUUGCGUAUCAAUGUACGCCAGGAUCUCCGAUUUACAUGUCUGUAACCGCUAACCCUAAUGGCAUGGUAUUUUACAACGGUGUGAACAUAGACGCGGAAAGUUUAUAAUGCGUACAGAUAACACAUCAAUUAAAAGUGGCACAAUUCAUGAUAUCAUGUUGUGUUCAUGGUCUCAGUGGCCUCCCUAAUCCAGCGGUGGUAUCAGGGGGCAUAGUCAUCCCCUAUUGUCUGGCAUUCCUGGAUAAAACAGCUGACAAGACACGUCACAGUAGCAUCAAGUGACAAUUCUGAGGAAGGUUACAGGUUGUAGCCGAAACAUGUAAAGGUAAAAAUCAACUUUUUUUUAAUCUGACAAAAAAAGAGACGGAAAUCUUUAUAUUUUUAGUAGACAGUAUGAUACCGAUCGGACAAGUAUUACAUGUGCAAGAAUAUUUGUAGUUUGAUUACAGUGCAGUUUUAUCUUAAUCACAGACACAAAAAAAAGCAGUAAAAAAUAAUACAAAAUGAAGUACCUGCAGUCAGAUGAGCCGUGUUAACAGCAGGUUUAUACAGUUUUGGUCAUUUCCCCUGGUGCUAACUGUAUGUAGGUCAAGUGGGAUUUUGAAAGCUGGUUUAUUAUCCCAUUGUGUCACCGAUUACGAAAGUGUGUCAGCAGAUACUAAGUGUGAAAGUAGGAUUUAGGAAAAGGAAACAUCAAAGUCUGUGUUUCCCACGUGGAGAAAGUACUCAUCUUCCCUGUUGAUGAACUUUUACUUUUCCCAGAUCAGUUUUAACUUAUACCGAGACUUCAUAAACUGAAUUAGGUGCCAAAUUAUUAUUAUUAUUAUCAUUAUUAUUAUUAUUAUUAUUAUUAUUAGGCAAAAGCAUCAGUUAGUUGUAGUCCUUGUUUGUGCCUUUUAGUUGAAGGUGUCAUGUCGUACGCAUCUUAAAUUGAGAUUUUUGACUUCUCUGCCAAAGCUUCUGUCAGAACUCUUCAUAUUUAUGGGAUGGAAUUUCAUUUUUAUUGGUCAAUUGGUGUGAGAAGUGAGUUUAAUAAUGUAUCAAACUACAUGAUUGUGACAAUUCUGGGUCUCCCAUAAGCACCUCAGCAUGUUUUCUAAAACAGGCAAUUUUAGUAACCCUCACGACUUUACGGGUCCUGUGUUUUCCAAGUGGUUUCCUGGGAAUUUUCUUGAUUAUUUCUUGAAAAUUAACUGAUUUUCAGCUGGUAAAUGCUGUCAAGGUAUCUCCCAGGUGUGUGUUUGCAUCUAAAAAACUCAUCUUGGUACGAACAACUAUCUGAUAUUAGCAUCUGUUUAGUAUUGUUUUAUCUUGUUAUAUUGCUUUUUAUGUUUUUGUUUUGUCCUAAAUUUCCUUUAAGACAAAAAUGCAUUAGCUAUUUUUGUAAAAAUCUUUGUAAUUUACAGCUAAAUGCCAGCAAGUUUUUAAGAAAAUAUGACAAAAGUUUCCAGGAAAUUGCUCGGAAAAACACGUAAAACAAAGAAUUACUACAACUUUUUAUGAAAAAACUAUAUAAACAAACCAAGUAUGUAACAAAAGCCCAUUAAAUUAAAGAAAUCGGAAACGAAUUCUUAUAUACUUGAUACUGUAGGCUACUUCAAACUUGUACAUAAUGUAGAUGAAUACUGUAGAAGCGUAAAAACUGACUUUUUUUUUAAGAUAAAAUCUAUUUUCAAUUAUCUUGUGAAACAAAAAAGUAAAACUAAAAAAAA
Sphaeramia orbicularis (orbiculate cardinalfish) is the source of this 8222-nucleotide messenger RNA. RefSeq names its product zinc finger protein 507 (gene znf507). Gene Ontology annotation, biological process: positive regulation of transcription by RNA polymerase II. The record is from RefSeq and is a predicted model, not a curated record. NCBI's taxonomy places the organism in Eukaryota, Metazoa, Chordata, Actinopteri, Kurtiformes, Apogonidae. Gene Ontology annotation, cellular component: nucleus. The transcript has 7 exons. Bases 114 to 3380 code for a protein of 1088 amino acids.